Messenger RNA from Dama dama (fallow deer), 910 nucleotides. RefSeq names its product zinc finger matrin-type 5 (gene ZMAT5). NCBI's taxonomy places the organism in Eukaryota, Metazoa, Chordata, Mammalia, Artiodactyla, Cervidae. The record is from RefSeq and is a predicted model, not a curated record. Gene Ontology annotation, molecular function: zinc ion binding. Gene Ontology annotation, cellular component: U12-type spliceosomal complex. The coding region runs from base 134 to 646 and encodes 170 amino acids. The transcript is spliced from 6 exons.
GGGAAGGGCGGAACGCUCCCCAACGGGAGGACUACGAAUCCCAGCAAGCAGUGCAGUGAGGGCGCCGGAGGAGGAGCUCGGAGCCGUCGGGCCCCGUCGAAGCAGGCAGUGGCAGCUCCCGGCGUGGGUCACCAUGGGGAAGCGUUACUUCUGCGACUACUGUGACCGGUCCUUCCAGGACAACCUCCACAACCGCAAGAAGCACCUGAAUGGCCUGCAGCACCUGAAGGCCAAGAAGCUCUGGUACGACAUGUUCCGAGACGCAGCUGCCAUCUUGCUGGAUGAGCAGAACAAGAGGCCCUGCCGGAAGUUUCUCCUGACAGGCCAGUGCGACUUUGGCUCCAACUGCAGAUUCUCCCACAUGUCAGAGCGAGACCUGCAGGAGCUGAGCGUCCAGGUGGAGGAGGAGAGGCGGGCCAGGGAAUGGCCGCUGGACGUCACCGAGCUUCGUGAGGUCCACCUGGAGGACUGGCUGGAGAAGCGAGCCAAGCGGCUGAGCUCUGCCCCAAGCAGCAGGGCUGAGCCCGUGAGAGCCACCGUGUUCCAGUACCCCGUGGGCUGGCCGCCAGUCCAGGAGCUGCCUCCGUCCCUGCGGGCACCCCCACCUGGGGGGUGGCCCCUUCAGCCCAGCGUCCACUGGGGCUGAGCCCCUCCUCCCUGCCUGGCGAGCUCGUGAGUCGGCCACAACCAAGAGAAGGGCUCCUACGGCGCACACCGAGGCCCCCUCCCGCUGCGCCCCAUGGAGCGUGGGAAACUCAAGCCUGGGCCCCUCCGAGACCUGAGCGCCCCCUGCCCCCGCCAGGUGCAGCCCUGGUCCUGACUAGGUGCCAGGCCGCUCCAUGCCCACCCCCUCAGGGGACAUUUCAGAGGACUUCCUUCCGGAUGUUUAUAAAGAAAGUCUGUCACCACA